UCGGCCAGCAUAUAAUAUGGCUCCCAUUUGGAAAGGAUGAUAAAGUCAGACAGACAACACUGAUUUCUUUAUCAUUUAGCGUGCGCCUCUUGCCUCCAGGAUUUGGCGCGGUCAUUUUUUUCCUCGAGAUUUUCUUUCGCGUCACGCGCGACUGACUAAGCAAAGAGCGCCCAUUGGUAGUCUAGCCAGCUAUGGCUUAUGUUAAACAAACAAACAACACAGAAAUAACCAAAGCGGCAUGGAAAACCGUAGUUACCGGCGUAUACAAUAAUUUGACUUCCAAAGUUCGAAACUACAUUUCAUGUGAUCGAAGCUCAAUUAACUCGUGACGACAUUGCAUCCAAGAAAAUGUUUACCGUCCACCGACGUAUCCAAGAAUUUGACCGCCAAUUUUCGAAACACUUCAUGUGAUCGACGCUGAAAUAACUCGUGACAAGACAAUAUUACAUUUUAGGGAAUGUUAGACGCUGACUCGCUAAAUAGAUGAGUGCUUUGGACUACUCUUGGUCGCCCGAAAAAAUCUAGGUCAUACGAACUGACCUGUCCACCGACUGUGGGCAGAAAAUGUCUCUUAUACUUGGGGAAGAUCUCUGCGUUAACGCUACAGUUCCAAGUUAUUUACCCUUUUUCACGGCCUCGUCUUCAAUAUUAAUUAGUAUCAUUGCGUCUGUUGGAAACUCUCUCGUGGUUAUUGCUGUCAUCUGGAAUCCUUACAAAGACUUGCGGACACCGUUUUGCUACUUCGUAGCGAAUCUUAGCAUUGCGGACCUUGUCGUUGGACUUAUUGUAGGGCCUUUGUCUACGAUAAAUCAUAUCCUGAAGGGACUUGACAAGCUAAAGCAGCCUUUCGGAGACAUAGUUCUGGUAGCGUAUUUUAUUUUAUGCACCGCGUCACUUUUCAGCCUAUCAGCUCUAGCGCUCGAUCGUUAUCUCGCCAUCAUGAACCCUCUGAGUUAUCGAACCAACCUUAACCCUGUCAGGACCUUCUUGGUUUCAGUUAUUGUGUGGAUUGCGUCCAUUCUGCUUUCGAUGAUCUUUUUCAUUGUGGGGCCCUUCAGAUAUCUUUUCAUCUUUGCUAACACUGCCUUAGCUGUUACCAUUGUUGUGCUGAUUUUUACGAAAGCCAAGAUUUUGAAGUACUUGCGACACCAGACGCAGCAAUGGGACACCUUCCACGAGAGUACAGAAGAGAACUUGAUUAUGAGACAGUUGAUGAUGUGGGAAAAGAAAAUGACGAAAACACUGCUCAUUGUAAUGCUGUUGUUUCUUACUUUUUAUCUCCCAUCAUGUAUUUUUAUUUACAUCAUCAAUCUCUGCACAAAUUGUCAUUGUGUGUUUCUUCAUUGGAUCAUUGACAUUCAAUUUCUUCUUAUAAUGGCCAAUUCAGCCGUGAAUCCAUUUGUGUUCCCCUGGAGAUUGGGAAAUUUCCGAAGGGUUUUCAGGAGCAUUGUGACAUGUCGCACGUGUAUCAGGUCCAUGUCAGUUUUGAACCACAAUAAUUAUCAACCGUUGUGAACGCUAAUGGGUCUUAAAACAGCUACGCGCGAUAGGUGCAGUUUAGUUGAUACAGAGGACAUUAAGUAGACAGCCGAUUAAACUGGAAAAGCAGAACGUAUGCAAGGUAGUUCCCAAAGCGUAUGGCGGCCAUAAACCGAUGGGGGUCAAAAUGUGUAAAACACGGGACAGUUUUGUCCAUGAUGAUUGUCUCGUGGGGUAUACGUGACAAAUCAACAUCGCACAGCGUUGCUGACUGACUGUCGGUUUAUUUCGGUGUAUAUCGAGUGACUUUUAGAUUUGGGUAGGUGUACGACAAUGUGUCCGGUUAACAAGUUUCAAUUCCAGUACUCAUGCUUUCGCUUAUUAUAUGUCACAUAAAUCUUGUACCCAUAGUCUACUAGCUAUUUAACUGAAUAUCAGUGAUGUUUGUUAAAUAAGACGGUAUGAACACAGAAUGAUUGAAUCUAUUCACUAUCUAUUGACCUUUAAUACCCAAGCUUUUACAGUAUACUAUUUAAUUACCAAACCUCGCUUACUGUCAAAGUGUCCGGCACCUCUGUAAAAGUAUUCGACCGACGCAAAUUAGACACUGAUGUACUAUGUUGAGAAUGAAAUGGUGCCUGAGUGUAUCCAAGGAUUGUGUGAGGCCCAAAGUUCGGAUUGGUGAGUUUACGAUGACCGAACUCAAUCGAACCAAUCGAACUAAACCGACGGGAUUUGUUCAAUAAAAUUGUUAAAGUAAUUCGAAAUCCCUUCUCCCCUUUUCUUCCUAACAAUAAACUUUUCACCGACGCGGUAGCCUUUAACUUCCGGAAUUGUCAAUUUCAGGCUGGGUUUUACGUUAUUCGCCCUCUUCGGCAUCUUGCCUGUGUACUCGUACCGACACACAACUUGUGUGACCACAACACCUCAUUUGAAACCAAACAAGAAGAUCUUUAAGAUCUUACAA
Messenger RNA from Orbicella faveolata, 2446 nucleotides. RefSeq names its product adrenocorticotropic hormone receptor-like. Lineage: Eukaryota; Metazoa; Cnidaria; Anthozoa; Scleractinia; Merulinidae. The record is from RefSeq and is a predicted model, not a curated record. Gene Ontology annotation, molecular function: G protein-coupled receptor activity. Gene Ontology annotation, biological process: G protein-coupled receptor signaling pathway. Gene Ontology annotation, cellular component: plasma membrane.